Messenger RNA from Vanessa tameamea, 3305 nucleotides. RefSeq lists its product as uncharacterized. NCBI's taxonomy places the organism in Eukaryota, Metazoa, Arthropoda, Insecta, Lepidoptera, Nymphalidae. The coding region runs from base 194 to 1435 and encodes 413 amino acids. The transcript has 2 exons. The record is from RefSeq and is a predicted model, not a curated record.
AUGGUUCAAUUGGUUCUGUCAGUUAUAAGCCUCUUUCCUAGGGACUUUUUUUGGAUUCAAAAGUUUUAUAUGUAGUUUUUUGAGUUUAAAAAUGUUAUUAGAAGUUGGUUCAAUGUUUGGUAUAUUUUUUAUCGCUUAAUUAGAUCUGUGGCAUUCACUUUUUAAACUUUUUAUUCUUUUAAUUAGAUGCAGAAUGUGGAGCGUCAGUUCUAACGAAUUAAACGAUGAAAAAAAAAGUAAUCCAGCCCUAAAAAACUUCAAUCCUUACCAUAUUCUAGAGCCGAUAAAAGUUGACACAGUUGAUAGAAAUAAUGUCGUAACUGGUACACUAAUCGACAUUAAAACGGAUGAAAAUAAUAUUGAAACAGAUUUAAACUUAAACGGCUCUUAUUUAGACAAAGUAAAGAAAACGGAAUUCACUUUGGUUGAUCUGUUCGAAAAUUUAUACGUGAGCCCUCAGCAUGUUUUGAAAAAUGAUAAGGAAAAUUCCAUCGAUUUUCUGGAAACUUCGGCAAGUGAUGUUAAAUUUGAAUCACUAAAUUCAUCUAAUUUAGACGAAACUGAAGAUACGUUGCAAUAUACUAAAGCAAGAACUUUCGAUGAAAUUUUCGAUAGCGCAGUUUCUUUGCGAUUACCGAAACUAGAACCUAUAUGUGAAAACGGUACACUAUCCGGAGAUACAAUUGAUGAUGCGGACAUCAAUACUUUGAGUAUUGAAUGUCAGAAACCAAUUGAAAAGCUAGCAACGAUCGCAAUAUCUAAACGCGAUGAAAUUAUAAAUAAAGAAAAUUGCGAAGUUAAUUCUAAAUAUGUAGAUCCUCAACACCGAGCGACGAAUUUUAAUAAAACUCCGCCAGCAGAUAAUAAUUUUCACUUUUACGAAGAUCAUAUCUUUAAUAAUAUAUCGGAAAUGAAACAGAGUUUACAAAAUCAAAGCAAUCUAACUAAACGGAAUCCUUUCCAAGCGGAUUCAGUAACGAGAUACACUAAGGAUAUUAAAUCGAUUUUAAUCGAUCAAAAUAGACCCCCAAUUGUUCCUAAUUCAAAUGGAGUUGCAAUACCUAUUUUGCAAACAAUAAAAAAAGACAAUAAAGCGUUCAUUAAACGGCGUUUAGUUGUGAACGAUAGUGAAAAGGUUGGAUUUACAAAAGGGCCGAAUAUUUACGAGAAAUCAGUUGUGUUACCACAGAUUAUAGAACGCUUGGGUGAAAGGAAAAAGUUACUGGACGCAAAGAAAAAUAUAAAAAGAAAAUUGAUAUUAGAUAAAUGUAAUUUUCAAAUGGACAAACGUUCUGGUAACAAUAGUUCUAGAAUGAUAAUUGAAGGCGAAAUUCCGGUUUUGCAGCCCGAAGUUUUGAUGGAAGAUUGUAAUAGAGAGAGAUUAAGGGCAUUGAAAAUAAGGAGAGCGUUUCAGGAAUUCAAUUUUAAUGGAUAAACACGAGUUAUAAAGUAAGAUACAUUUAUUUCCAUACGUAAUCAAUCCUUUUCAGAUUCGAUGAUUCACGUUGAAACACAAUUAAGCUUAAGUUUUCUUAGAUAAGUUAUAAACUAUGUAUAAUCAAAUAUAUAAAUCCCCAGUCUUAUUAAUAUUUUAUCAAAAGAUUAAUUAAUGUGCAAAUUAUGUAUGCCUUUAAGUCACCAGUACCUUUACAGUUUUUUGGGACAACGUACUACGCUUUUCCCCCACGUGAAGUGGGACUCGCCGGUGGCCAGGACGCCUAGUGCGCCCUAGUACACAGGAAUACACUGUCCGUCUUUUCGGUGGGCGCCACGGGAUUGCUUUCGCAUGGUACCAUGGCGCCCUGACGGCCUGUCGGCCUACCUAUUCGUGUCUCCAAUUCCUAGGCGGGAUUCUCGGGGUAGCAACAGUUCUUAAUUAAUAUAUCUUUAUUUAUAUAACAAGACUGUUCCACUUUAAUUUUACUUUCAAGCUUAUAAUAACUUCGACAUUCAAAACGCAUUUUUUUCGCCAAAAAUGUGUCAUAAUUUAUUCAAGAUCUCUGCCAUUAAUAUUGCGUCAAUUCAAUGUACAAAGUGCUUACUUGUAUGUACUCCACGCGAUAUGAUCUGCAAUUCUUAUGUUAUAUACUUUUUUCAAAAUCGUUUACUUUUAAAUUUAGAAAUAAUCGACUAUCUCAGCCUAUUUAUCCACGAAAAAUGAUAUGUAUAUAUUAAAGAGCAAAGGGCUGAACCUUGGGGAACACCUAACUUGAUUAAAUCAUAGCUGAUAUACCCUUUGACUGCUUAUGUUUUAUUGUGUCGAUAAGAUUUUUAAAAUUAAUCCAACUAGGCUUUUUCAAGCAUUUUGUAUCGUCAUUUUAAAGAAUUGUAUUAAUCGUGCAGCUACUACCAGUUCGGAAUGUAGAUUCCGAAGAAACUGUAAUUAUCCACCUUGGUAAAUCGGGCGAUCGUGAUAUAAUUAAUCGAGCUUUUCAAUUAUAAGAUAACUUACUCGUGUGGGUGGAGUUGGUUAUACAUACCAAUAGCAUUAGAGGCUUAUGACGAUUUGUAUGUAUAGUAUAGUAAAUAUUAUACUCUAUGGAGCAGUUAGAAGUUCAAUCUAUAUCUUUAUACUGACAAUAGAACUUUGUGAUCUAACUAGUCUUCCUUGUAUCAUCAUUGGAUGAACAUUAAAUAUCGGGAUAAGGCAAUAUAAAAGAACGGGGUUAUAUGUUAGUCAAGGACGUUAAACUUCGCAGGAAGAUACAUUCGUGUGAAGUUUUUUAUAUAAGUAGGAGGACGAGCAACGGUCUGAUGGUAAGUCGUUACCAACGCCCAUAAACGUUGGUGUUGCAAGAAAUAUUAACAAAUUCUUACACCGUCAAUGUGUUACCAACCUUGGAAGCUAAGCCUGACAUCACUGGCUCAAACUGGUUAACCCUUCGAACCGGCACAACAUUAAGUAUUGCUGUUUGGCCGUAGAAUGUGUGAUGAGUGGGAGGUACCUAUCUAGAUGGGCUAGUACCAAGUAAUACCGGGUCCUAAUGUGUGACGCCGGUAUUUUAAUUAUUUGAGGUUUUAUACCCUUUAAAAUUAAAUUUAAAUUAUAUUCUAAUCUGAUAACAUUUUCAGGCUGACUAAUGUUAACAAAUUUACAUCUUUAGGGGAUUAAAAUGGGCCUUUCAUUCCACUUUUAAAUCGUACGGAGACCGUUGCGAGGUGGAGCUUAACAGCUGUUAAGUCCUACGAAAUGCCAAUUUAAGUUUAUUUAAUUUCACUCGUCCGAAAGAGAAAGCAUGUUGCGUCCAAUUUUUGUUGAUUAGAAUUUUGAUAAACGACUGAUUAUUUCAGUUAAAAUAUUGAAG